UUCGAAGAGUGCAUUUGUGGGCACGCGAGUGGGUAUGCGAGAAGCGUUUGGAAUGCAAGAAUCGAAAAACAGCACGAAUUCUCGCAAAGCCGCGCCGCAGUCAUUCGUUUCGCGACCGUCGUUCAUUGAGCGUGUUGAAUGAGAAGAAAACGUGCCGUUCUCGCAGAAAACACACCAGAAGUAGCGUACGUCGGGAACGCGGACCGAGUGUGCUGCCGUCUUGUUUUCGUUUCGAUUUUUCACUCGUGCUUUGAAGGGGAAUAAAUUCCGAGUUUGUGCAAAAGACAGAAAACAUGGAGUGAAGCGUUGUGUGUUUUGAAAAAUAGUGAACUGGAAACAGAGGACGCCUAUGGAGUAACUACUGAUCGCAACAAUUAUUUAAGAGUCCAAGAACGAACGGAACAGCAGGUGGCAGAGCUGGAACGCACUAGAUCGAUGCGCACCGCAACAACUGCUUUCUUUCCGAAGGCAGCAGUAUUGGUGGUAGUGCAUUUGCAACGGAUCCCCGCAAUCAACCGAACCGACACUCCAGAGUAACGCAUUUCUUGAGAAAAACAAAAUGGUACUGAAACAGAGAACCACCGCGCUGGAGCUGCAUUCCCCCACGGAGGAUGUGCUGGUCAGUCCCGGCAUCGAAAGUUUACCUCCGAUCGAGAACGGGAUGACUUCCGGCGCGGCUGAUGACGGCGAUGGCGGCGGUGGUGAUGGAUCGCGCGUUAAGAUGAAGAAAGAACUCGGACUGCUGGAGGGUGUAGCCAUUAUUCUGGGCAUCAUAUUCGGAUCGGGAAUUUUCAUCUCACCAAAAGGUGUGCUCCAGGAGGUGGGAUCGGUUGGUACCUCGCUGGUGAUUUGGGUGCUCUGUGGGCUGCUGUCGAUGAUCGGAGCGCUCUGCUAUGCCGAGCUCGGGACGGCGAUACCGAAAUCCGGAGGGGACUAUGCGUACAUCUACGAGGCGUACGGGCCACUGCCCGCGUUUCUCUAUCUGUGGGAUGCGACGGUGAUUUUCGUACCCAGCACAAACGCCAUCAUGGGACUAACGUUCGCUAGUUACGUUUUCCAGCCUCUCUUCGCAGCAGGUUGCUCCGUUCCCACAUUGGGGCUACAGAUUUUUGCGGCCGUCACAAUCUGUAUACUGACCUACAUCAACGCUUACGACGUCCGGGUGACGACUAAGAUGCAGAAUGUGUUCAUGUUCACCAAAAUCGGCGCUCUGGUACUGGUUAUCAUAGUCGGUGUGGUGUGGAUGGCAUUUGGCGGUACGGAAAAUUUCGAAAACUCUUUCGACAACACGGAAACCGAUCCCGGAAAGCUGGCGGUGGCUUUCUACUCUGGAAUUUUCUCCUACGCUGGAUGGAACUAUCUUAAUUUCAUGACGGAGGAAUUGCGGAAUCCGUACAAAAAUCUCCCGCGUGCCAUCUACAUUUCGUUACCGCUGGUUACCGCCAUUUACGUGCUGGCAAACAUGGCUUAUGUUGCGGUCCUGUCGCCGCAGCAAAUUCUCGCUUCGGACGCAAUUGCAGUGACAUUUGCACAGAAAGCGAUGGGGUGGGGAGCAUUCGUGAUGCCCAUCCUGGUCGCCAUCUCCGCCUUCGGAGGUCUUUCCGUGCACAUCAUGACCUCAUCCAGAAUGUGUUUCGUAGGAGCCCGGAAUGGACACAUGCCCGAGAUCCUCUCCCAUAUCAAUGUAAACCGGUUCACUCCUAUGCCGUCGCUAGUUUUCCUGUGCAUCCUCUCGCUGCUGUAUCUGUUCAUCAGCGAUGUGUACGUGCUCAUCACCUACAGCAGCAUCGUGGAAUCCUUUUUCAUCAUGCUGUCGGUGAGCGCGGUGCUGUACUUCCGGUACACCCGACCCGACAUCAAUCGACCGAUCCGGGUGCAGCUUUGGGUGCCCACGUUGUUCGUGUUGAUAUGCGCCUUCCUGAUUAUCGUCCCCUGCUACGUGGCACCGUAUGAGGUCGGAAUGGGUGUGCUACUGACGGUGGCCGGUAUCCCGGUGUAUUACAUCGGCGUCGUGUGGAAGAACAAACCCAAAUGGUUCGAGAGUGCGCUCGCGGGGACGACCCAGUUUUGCCAGAAGAUGUUUAUGACCGCCAAGGAGGAGGCAGAUGGGGAUGUGGAGUGAGUGGAAGUGUCCUUGAGGCGUAAGUAAGGGCUAUUAUCACGAUGUACAUAAGUAACGAAUCGAAAAUUGUAGGGAGAAUCUCGUAGAGGUCUAUUCUUUUUUUGUUUUACAAUCAAUGAUCAUUAUACAAUAGGAUACGUAAUAGGGUACAAAGGAAUAAGUUUGAUUUUAAUUUUCGACGAAAAGACACCAAAAAAUUGCAGUGCCAAAAUGUUUGUUUCAUUUUACUCUUUACAUCACCUAGGUUAGGUUUAUUAUUAGGAACACCUAUAAGGGAUCAAUUGAAACCCCCGCGAUCAUGAAUUUCGAGUACUUAUUACACACACAAUGAGUGGACAAACAUCUUUUUUGAAUCGGAAUAUUAUAUGCUGUUCGUAUUUUACUCUAACCCAGUGUUUAUACGUAAAAAAUAAGCCUAGUCGGAAUAUAUAUUUAUAAUUUGUCAACUGAAUUGCAAACCCCCCCCCCCCCCUUCAAUCUGAUUCUAACUGAGAUCUGUUUCACAGCGAAAAGUAGAUCGCUUUCAAGAGCCUUUCUAUUAGUUUAUUUCUCUUUCGUUUUUAAGAUUUUGUUGUGUAUUUUUUCCGUAUCCGUAAGAAAUUCUAGGUUAGGUACGAAAAUAUGAAUCCUCAGCAAAACAAAGCAUUUGAAAAGUAGGCUAUGGUUUUUCGGAAGUGAAGUGUCACGCGUAAUCAUCGAUAAUCGUAAUCAUUUCGAAAAAAGGUAUAACUUUCCUGACUUUACAAGCGAAACACAAUUGACGGUUAGGGAUGGUUAUGAUUAGGAUGGCAAAAAACUGAAAAUAUCUAUAAGUGAAGUAGAGUAACGAGAGCGGCGUAACAAUAAUGAAACUCAAUAAAAGGUUACAGCUAAAGGCCGCUAAAAUAUACUUAGUUUGCGAA
This is a messenger RNA of Toxorhynchites rutilus septentrionalis, 3024 nucleotides long. It is a transcript of the gene gb, whose product is annotated as large neutral amino acids transporter small subunit 1. The record is from RefSeq and is a predicted model, not a curated record. Gene Ontology annotation, cellular component: membrane. NCBI's taxonomy places the organism in Eukaryota, Metazoa, Arthropoda, Insecta, Diptera, Culicidae. Gene Ontology annotation, biological process: amino acid transmembrane transport. The transcript has 6 exons. The coding region runs from base 560 to 2122 and encodes 520 amino acids. Gene Ontology annotation, molecular function: L-amino acid transmembrane transporter activity.